Molecule: messenger RNA, 2505 nt
Organism: Penicillium hordei
Lineage: Eukaryota; Fungi; Ascomycota; Eurotiomycetes; Eurotiales; Aspergillaceae
Product: Drug/metabolite transporter
Exons: 6
Coding region: 1-2505 (834 amino acids)
Source: RefSeq, a predicted model, not a curated record
AUGCCUCUGAUCGCGCAGAACCCCCAGCCGAGAGUGAUUCUCGGGUUGAUGACCUUUGGCCCAACCGAGGCCAAGGGUGCUCGGAUCACUUCGUUGGAUGAGUACAACAAAUGCCUUGAUUACUUCCAGCAGCAAGGGUUCAAUGAAGUCGACACCGCCCGUAUCUAUAUCGAUGGAGAACAGGAAGCAUUCACAGCCAAAGCGAACUGGAAGGAGCGUGGACUAACUCUUGCCACGAAAUGGUACCCGCAUCAGCCUGGCUUCCACAAGCCGGAGGUUGUCCGUGAACAACUGGAGCUUUCUCUCAAGGAGUUGCAGACCGAUACAGUUGAUAUUUUCUAUCUGCAUGCAGCAGAUCGCGCCACUCCGUUCGCUGAAACUCUCGAGGCUGUUAACCAGCUGCACAAGGAGGGCAAGUUUGUACAGCUUGGUCUCAGCAACUUCACAGCCUUUGAAGUGGCGGAGAUUUCAAUCCUUUGUGCUGAGAGGGGAUGGGUUCGUCCCACCAUUUACCAGGCCAUGUAUAACGCCAUUACGCGCAACAUCGAGACUGAACUCGUCCCUGCCUGCCACCGGUACGGUCUCGACAUCGUCAUCUACAACCCGCUGGCCGGUGGUCUGUUCUCUGGAAAAUACAAGUCACAAGAUAUCCCCGCCGAAGGCAGAUACAGUGACUCGAGUUCUUCGGGACAGAAUUAUCGCAAACGUUACUUCAGAGAUGCCACCUUCGAAGCUCUGAGUAUCAUCGAGCCUGUCGUAGAGAAACACGGUCUCACACUUCUGGAGACCGCUCUGCGCUGGGUCCGCCAUCACUCCGCUUUGAGAAUCGAUAAUGGCGGUCGUGAUGGAGUCUUGGUGGGAGUCAGCAGCUUUGCACAGCUUGAGACUAACCUUGCAGAUCUUCAGAAGGGUCCGCUUCCGGAAGAGGUCGUGCAGGCUUUGGAUCAGGCAUGGCUGGUUGCCAAGGCCAAUUCUCCCAAUUACUGGCACCUUGAUCUGAAGUAUACUUAUGAUACUCAGAAGGCGAUAUUUGGGCCCAAGGACGUGUGCCCGAUCGAGAUCACGUGCACACCUUCCCCAACCAUCGCCGUUGUGGCUUCCGAUAAUAUCGAGCUCUCCGAGCCCCGGGUAGCCUCAACCCCGGACGCAGUCCACGACUCCGACUCUGACAACGACAUGGUUGUUAAUCGCCCCCCAUUACACCGACCAACAGACGGGCGCUCGCAGCAACCCCUUCUCAAAGAUGACCGCCAUCGCCGGUCUCACUCCCACUCGAGUAUCGGGAAUGCUGACGCCGAAGGCCGCCCUAUGCUGCAUGAAACCAGAAGGCCGACAAUCCGGAGUAAAAGUCCGGAACGCGACGCUGCCAAAGCAACCCGCAAGAAAUACCUGGUUGCAUCGGGAUUCUUGUUGCUCAGUUUGAUUAGCUUCGUGGUCCAAACGGAGACCGCUUCAUACAUUCAAAAUGAGUUGCACUGGAAGAAGCCCUAUUGCAUGCUCUAUAUGACUCACGGGUCGUGGUCCUUGCUGUGGCUGGUCCAGCUAGGUAUUCUUCGGUUACAGAAACGAAAACUCACGUGGGAUGCUUUCUGGCGGCGCCACGUCUUUUUCCUUCGCACCACUGCGCAGAUGGUAGAAUCCCAAGAAGUACAUCUAAGCACUCGCUCGUCCAAUCGAUCUCCAGUCCCAUAUAUGUUGAAGACAACCGCCUUUGUAACUACUGCUCUCACAGUCGCUGGAGGAUCAUGGUACGUGGCAGUCAACAUGACCACUCCCAGCGACCUCACAGCAAUUUACAACUGCUCGGCAUUCUUCGCGUAUGCUUUUUCGAUUCCGCUGUUGAAGGAAAAGCUGCGGGUUGACAAGGUUUUUUCCGUGGCCGUGGCUACCAUCGGUGUUAUGGUCGUUGCCUAUGGGGAUGGGCCAAAUAAGAAGGUCUCAAAAGGAGGCACGGAUAACACCGGGGGGCAGAACAGAUUGCUUGGGAACAUCGUUAUCGGCGUUGGAAGUAUUCUCUAUGGGCUUUACGAAGUGCUCUAUAAACGCUUUGCCUGUCCUCCGGAAGGUACCAGCCCUGGCCGGGGUACAAUCUUUGCCAAUACUUUUGGCAGUCUAAUCGGGGUUUUCACACUGUUAGUACUAUGGAUCCCAUUGCCAUUUUUGCAUUGGACGGGAUGGGAGAUAUUUGAGUGGCCGACUGGUGAGGCAGCAUGGAUGCUGCUCAUCUCCGUGGGUGCUAAUGCUACGUUCUCGGGCUCUUUCCUUGUGCUCAUCUCCCUCACAUCGCCCGUUCUGUCAUCAGUAGCCGCUCUCCUUACCAUUUUCCUCGUCGCUCUGGUGGACUGGUUCCGAACUGGAGACUCACUUUCUAUGGCCUCUAUCAUCGGAGGCCUUUUGAUUACGGUGGCAUUUUUCAUGUUGAGCUACAGCACGUAUAGAGAGAUGAAUGAGGAGCGAAAGAAGAGUCUCGAGAACGAUGAGCUCGAGUCUGACAGCGAUGCAUAA